Messenger RNA from Rubroshorea leprosula, 2087 nucleotides. The record is from the annotation of a GenBank genome assembly. NCBI's taxonomy places the organism in Eukaryota, Viridiplantae, Streptophyta, Magnoliopsida, Malvales, Dipterocarpaceae.
UCCGGCGGCAAAGGUCAAUACAGGCACUGAGAAAUCAAUCUUCCGAUGCAAGAUUUGGUUUACAUUUAAGGCAAGAACGGAGAAAGAAUCGAGCUAUACAUGCGCUUUGUUUGGAUCGGAAUACUCUCAAAUGGUAGGUCCGUUUCCUGAGCUUCCGAGAAAAUGCCCACAGAGAAAGCUUAUCCGACGCCUCGAAGUUCCGCUUACCUCAACGCGCUCACACAGGAAAUCCAGAAGAAGCUUCAGCCGGCGUUACAAUCUCCAUCGCAAAGACGCAAUAUAUUGCAAGAGUUGUUUGCUGAUAUAGCACUGGAAGUGGAUGAUCGAGCCAAAGGGAUAAUUCUCUGCAUAGAAGAAGAUGCAAUAUCUCCUGCAGAGGAUGAUAUUGAUGGUCCACUGUGCUUUUAUGAUGUACUUGCUGAUCACUACGUUAGGGUGCCUGAGAGUGGAAGACCAAUCCUUGAUUUGAUUGUCCAACUGUGGAGCCAGUCAUUUGCCUCACAUAUAUUUUCCCUUUUGUUCCACAAAUGGUUGUUUGAAGUCCAACUGGACAAUGCAGAUGUACUCCUUCGGUAUUCAUCCGCACUAGUUCAAGGUGCAAGAAAUGUUUUCUGGAUCGAUAUCCAGACAAAUACUAGGCAUUUUCAGUCCCUUUUUCAGUACCUUCUUGAAGAUGUUGUAAUGGAGCCCAUGAGGUUAAAUAAAAUUCCAGUACAGGUCCAGCAAGAUCUUUAUCUUUUACUUUCAAGGUUCAUAUUCUUUUACAAUGCAGUUGACAAGCUUGAGAGCUUCCUUAAGCACUGUCCUGCUUUUCCAAAUGCUUUCCUUGUUGGGAGACCGGCAGACAUAUUUGUUAUCGAACUUGCCGACCAGCUUCAGAAGUUAAAAGUGGAGCCAGUCCUCCUUCAUUACCUUUCACAGAUUAAGUUGCUCCAGGGCAUUGAACUUAGAAUGGCCACAAGCACGAGGUUGAAGACCUGUUUGUAUAGCUUCACUUCUCCUGGCGGUCCAAUGUAUCCUACAAGAGCUGUUCGUCAUGCAGCCUGGGAUGCCUUGGAUUUUCUUUUUCCUGUUGGGCGUUAUCCCCGGCACAUGAUAAGUUUGUUUUUCCGACUGCUAUACCCAUGGUAUUGGCCAUUCUCUUGUUGGAAUUUUGUAAUAUCUUGCAUAAAGGCAGUGUUCUAUUCGCUGUUGAGGAUUAUCAUUUCUAGAUGGGAGAAGAUGAGAUAGCCGAAGAGUUACUAAGCCUUGACUGUCCAAAGGUGCUGAAGGUUUAUUCUGUAUUUAUGCGCGUGCUUUUGCUCUUCCCUUCUUAGUCCUUGGUAUUUCGAUUAUAAAGGGUGCCUGUUUGUAACAAUGCUGCUAGAUCUCGAUUUGGAAACCUCGUAUGAAGCCAAUGCACACUAUUUUCUCGAGAUCACAUAAAAGAAAAUGCAUGGGUCAUAGAAAACCUCAGGAUUCACCACACUAUUGAGGAUCGAGGAAUCACAAACGGAUCAUGUAAUAUGAUCAAUAGUUAGUUUACUCGACAUAGGUUGGAAUUUAAAUCUUUCAAAAAGAAAAACGAGUUUGAUGAUUUGUAAAACAAGUGAAAAUCUGAAUGUUGAUCUAAAAACUUUCAUUUUCAAAAUGAAAAAUUGGUUACGUUCGUCUGAUUUUUAGUUUGCAGGUUAAGCCAUAAAGGCGUCUGAUGGUGAGGCGCUGAGGGAACCAUACAAAUUAGCCACCCUAAAAAAAAACUAAAAUUCAAUCAAUUCCAUGGUGCAGAAACCAGCUAUACUAGGGCCCUAUCCUAAGCCAGACACGUAUACAGCAUCCAGAUAAGAAGGUGCAAUUCAUUUUCCUGUGUUAAAAUCAGUGUUGUCAAUAGCGUCCACUAUGGCUUCAAAAGGACCAUUUUUGCUAUGCCUAAUACCUUCAAAGAAAAAGGUGGUAUUAACCAUCUUUUCAUCCUGAAAGAGAUUAGAAAAUUUUCCGAAAACUGCUCGAGUUAAUGAGCAAUGAUGCUUGAAGUUAAAAAACCAGAGAUGCUCCCACAAGGCUGCAUAUCAGCAAGCAAAAUCAUAUAAUCAAGCACCCAUCUCUCC